Molecule: messenger RNA, 1350 nt
Organism: Colletotrichum godetiae
Lineage: Eukaryota; Fungi; Ascomycota; Sordariomycetes; Glomerellales; Glomerellaceae
Exons: 5
Coding region: 499-1350 (283 amino acids)
Source: RefSeq, a predicted model, not a curated record
ACGCCCCACUUCUCGCGUGCCACUCUGUUCCUGCCGCUCCUUGAGCACGAUUGCCGACGAUUCUUUCAGGUCCACCAGCAUUCAGCCGAGUUUCAUAACCCUCGUAUUAUCUUUGAUAAGCCAGCUCCAUCGAACUCGAUGCCUCAGUGUAUAGGCCGUUUUGACUGAUUCGAAAGAAACCAAGAAACUCCCAGAGGUCAAUAUCAGCAUGGCCUGAAGCGUUGAGCAUGCCUAGUUGACUGGCGGACCAACCCAGUAACGCUCAUGAGCCGGAGAAGUCGUCCAUUGACUAUCUCGCUCUCAAUGACUCGAUGUAUCAAGUAUUCGGCAAGUUGAAUCGAAACCCCCAACGACGUGAACCACGACAUCACCAGCACAUAAUCGAUGAUUGUGAACUUCGGUUACUCGCAAAGGUCUUCGCCUGAGAGCAGCCUGCUUCUAUACGUUGCAAUCGAUGUCAGAUGCGACUCUAGGCGGCAACUAAUGGGUUGAUCUGCAAUGAUCCUUGGAAUGGACGACGUCUGUCAGUAUGUCAGUGCUUUGGAACCUCGAGAUCCGGAUGCCGUGUCUCAGAGGAGAGGGUGUGCAAGAAGUCUGGGCACAACUCAACCGUCUGCCGCAGCCACUUUCAACGCAGACCGCGUCGGUUCAUCGUAUCACAAUUGCCAAAAUCUCCCGUAUUUGUUUACGCCUCAAGAUAUUCCUAUUCCAUGGAGUCAGAUUCCUCGCAGCCCGGAUUUCGAGUGUUGGAAGGAGAAAACGGACAUGCUUGAUCUUCGAGCUCCCGGAUCCAAGCCAGGUGUCGAGCAAACACUGGAUCGCAGUCUAUACGUUCCGGAAACAAGAUCGCGAACUGCCCGUGAGCGUCGGACGAUUCCAGCAAACGCUGAGCGAAAACAGGCGACGUUCGAGACGUACAGCAAUUGCGACUACCGAGCUAUUUGCGCGAUCAGCAGUUCGAAAUACUGGAACCGCGACCCAUGUGGGGUUUGGCUCGCCUAUGUACUUGAGCAUGGCCACCCUCAAGCGCAUGUGGUAUGCGCGGAGCUCGACUACCUAGCAUUCGAUCCUCGACUAUCUCGACCGUUACCCAUGGCAGAAGCACCGGCGCAAACUUUGGGAACUACUUCGACACUGUCGCGUAAUAUUAACGGCAGCGAUCUUGCUGCAACCGCGUCCUCUUCCACAAAUCGGCUCGAGCCUAGGGACAUGGGUCUUGGCCUUAGAAGAGCAUUGCGCAUGAUCAACUCACAAGUCGAACCAUUGUACAACAGUCAAACUUCAGACCAAUCGGCAAAGGGAUGCAUAGUAGACGUGGUCUUGAUUGCUUACUAUGGAUGCCACCUAUGA